CUCCCGGGGAAAAAGAAACAAAUAAAGUCCAAUAAAAGCUCCUGUCUCUGUAACGCUCUGCUUUUCUGCUACAAACACAAAUUACAAAAGUUUCCGUUUCCAGAUCCCAUUCUCUACGCUCAGACAAAGGCACACAGACACAGCACCAACCAAAAUUAGGGUUUCUUUUUAUUUAAUUAUUUGAAUUUUUUUUUUUGAAAAACAAAUUGAGAAGAGUCAAUGCAAUAUAUGAGUGGGUUUGAUGUGGUCAGAGCGUAACAGCAGGUGGUGAAGAAAUUCAACAAUGUCGUCAAUGGCGGCUCCUCGGAGCGCGAUGGGCGAGAGCGUGAGGAUAGUGUUGAGAGACGAAGAUGAAGAGAAUGGGGACGACUCGCCCUCCGCCAAGAGGCCUAAAUUGGACCGAUUCCCUUUGACUCGAUGGGAAAUCGUUGCUUCUCUCUCCGUCUUCUUCAUCUUCUCCGCUGGCCUCUUUUGCGUCUACCUCACCAUGCCUGCGGCGGACUUCGGGAAGCUUAAGCUGCCUCGCUCCAUUUCCGAUCUUCGCUUGCUCAAAGAUCAUCUGGGAUCCUAUGCUAAAGAUUAUCCAGCUCAAUUCAUUCUGGGUUACUGCUCCAUUUACAUCUUCAUGCAGACAUUUAUGAUUCCUGGAACAAUUUUCAUGUCUUUGUUAGCUGGAGCUCUUUUUGGUGUCAUUAGAGGCCUUCUCUUAGUUGUUCUCAAUGCUACAGCUGGAGCAUCAUCCUGCUACUUUUUGUCUAAGUUAAUUGGCAGGCCCAUAGUUAGUUGGUUGUGGCCUGAAAAGUUGAGAUUCUUCCAAGCAGAGAUAGCUAAACGUAGAGAUAAGCUGCUGAAUUACAUGCUCUUUCUAAGGAUAACUCCGUCGUUGCCCAACCUUUUCAUUAAUUUGGCAUCUCCCAUUGUUGAUAUACCAUUUCAUAUAUUCUUUUUGGCUACCUUGAUUGGUCUUGUUCCAGCAUCCUAUAUCACAGUCAGAGCUGGUCUUGCUCUUGGGGAUCUCAAGUCAGUCAAGGAUCUAUAUGAUUUUAAAACUUUGUGUGUUCUUUUCCUCAUUGGUUUCAUCUUCAUUUGCCCUGCCCUUUUGAAGAGGAAGAAAAUAUAUGAAUGAAGGUUUCAUCAGGAAGGGCCCCCCUUACAUUCUUUGGUUGUAAGUUUGAAGAGGAAGCAAAACCUGAGAAUAUUGGUGGGGCCCGUCCCAUCUCCCUGUUGAAGUUUGAAGAGGAAGCAAACAGUAGAAUUUGGUGGGGGUCCCAUCUCAUCUUCCUGUCGAAGGCAUCUUAAAUUAUGAACCCCUAGCUAUGAAUUAUGAUGAUUAGGCCAAAACUUAUUAUUCGAAGUAAAGAAUGUCAAAUGAAAAUUGAAUUUAGUAUAGGCUCCACAAAGUUUCAAUUCUUUGGUUAAAAUUAUGGAGUCAUUUAAGAUUUGGAAAGAUGAGCAAAAUGAUGUUUUAAUGGUUAUGCACAUGUAAUUUAAUACAGAUGUUGGGAAUUGGCAUGGCCUUGUAUUUUUGUUUUGCGAUUAAAUAACAAAAUCCUGUAGUUUACAGUUA
Quercus robur (English oak) is the source of this 1567-nucleotide messenger RNA. RefSeq lists its product as uncharacterized. The record is from RefSeq and is a predicted model, not a curated record. Lineage: Eukaryota; Viridiplantae; Streptophyta; Magnoliopsida; Fagales; Fagaceae. The transcript is spliced from 4 exons. The coding region runs from base 284 to 1126 and encodes 280 amino acids. Gene Ontology annotation, cellular component: endoplasmic reticulum.